AAAAAUACUGUAAUAAACCUCAUCAAUCUUAAAUUUUGUGGUAUAAAGCAUUCUCUUUUGAGCAAAAGGUGCAAGAAAAAAGAAGGAAGAUGUCGAAGCAAACAUACAGAGUGUGUUUAUGUUUCAAGAGGCGAUUUCGGAUGAAAGAGGCCGAAGUGCCUCGCGAUGUGGACGAGCUCUUCGCGAGCUAUUCGGAAAAUGGGUCAAUGAGUGUGGAUCAUCUGCAUCGAUUCUUGAAGGAAGUUCAAGGUGAGGAGAAGCUCACUCGGGAAGAUGCUGAAGCUUUAAUGGAGUCUUUCCUUAGCGAACACAAGCACAAGAACGUUUUUCAGCGUAGAACUCUUUACAUCAAAGACUUUUUCCGGUUUCUGCUCAGUGGGAUCAAUGCUCCUCUCCCUCUUCCUCCCAAGGUGCACCAAGAUAUGAACUGCCCUUUAUCACAUUACUUCAUCUACACGGGCCACAAUUCCUACUUAACUGGGAACCAAAUCAGCAGUGAUUCUAGUGAAGAGCCAAUCAUCGAAGCCCUCAAACGAGGAGUUCGUGUGAUCGAGCUAGACAUGUGGCCGAAUUCCAGCAAAGACGACGUUCAUAUAAUGCACGGAGGGACUCUAACGAGCCCGGUGAAACUCAUCAAUUGCUUGAAAGCAAUACGAGAGCACGCUUUCGUCGCCUCAGACUACCCUGUGAUCAUCACGCUAGAAGACCACCUCAAUCAAGAACUUCAAGCCAUUGUAGCAAAAAUGGUGCAUGAGACAUUCCAAGAUGUGCUAGUGUGUUCAUCAUCGGAUACAUUUCACGAUUUCCCCUCUCCUCAGUCGUUGAAGGGGCGUGUUGUGAUCUCGACCAAGCCACCAAAAGAGUAUCUCGAGACAAAAGAAGGGGAAGAUGGCAGCGUGAGAGUGUAUAAAUCAUCGGAGGAAGUGGGAUGGGGGAAAGAAAUCUCGGAUUUGGCAAUGAAGGUAGAGAGAGGGGGUGAUGAGUGUGAGGAAGAGGUAGAAGAUCCGAGCCAGAGUCAGCAGCCACCUGAAUACAAGAACUUGAUCGCCAUCCGCGCAGAGAAGAUGAAGGGAGGCAUCAAGUCUUGGCUGAGAGUGAGUUCUCAGAAGGCUCAUCGCGUAAGCUUGAACGAAGAGAAGCUCGAGAACGCUGUCCUAACUCAUGGAACUGAGAUUGUUAGAUUCAAUGAGAGGAAUUUGAUGAGAGUGUAUCCCAAGGCAACGAGGUUAGACUCAUCAAACUACAAUCCCUUAAUAGGGUGGAUGCAUGGAGUUCAGAUGGUUGCAUUCAACAUGCAGGGUCAUGGGAGGUCGCUUUGGUUGAUGCAAGGGAUGUUCAGAGCAAAUGGAGGAUGUGGUUAUGUGAAGAAGCCCGAUUUCCUUCUCAAGAAGGAGACUAGUGGUGAAGUAUUCGAUCCCAAUAAGCGUCUCCCCGUCAAGAAGACGCUCAAGGUGAAAGUGUACUUGGGAGAAGGUUGGAACCUCGAUUUUCAUCGUACACAUUUUGAUUUUUUCUCGCCUCCCGACUUCUACGUCAAGAUAGGAAUUGCUGGAGUGGGUUGUGAUUCGAGUAUGAAAAAGACUAAGACAAUUCAAGACAACUGGACGCCUGUUUGGAACGAAGAAUUCGAGUUCCCGUUGAGAGUGCCAGAGCUGGCAUUGCUGAGAGUUGAAGUCCAUGAAUAUGACAUAUCGGAUAAAGAUGAUUUUGGAGGGCAAACAUGCCUUCCCGUUUGGGAGCUGAAGAGAGGGAUUCGAGCCGUGGCGCUGCAUGAUUGGAAGGGAGACAAGUAUAAGUCUGUUAGGUUGCUUAUGAGGUUCGAGUUUGUUUGAAGUGUGAUUUGCUUACGAGGCUCUCUCUCUACCUUGGUUAUAAAUUUGGAUCCUAUUUCUUAUGUGAAAGACUGGUUUUAUAUGAUCCUAUAGUGAGAUCUGUUUCUAUUUGCCUUUUGUUUUUUUCUGAGUGAAAUGUGUUUAGUUUGUCUUUUACAAAUAUUACAUAUACUUUUGUUUUUGCGCCGACUUAUGUUACAGUCUUUGUCUCA
Molecule: messenger RNA, 2044 nt
Organism: Salvia miltiorrhiza (redroot sage)
Lineage: Eukaryota; Viridiplantae; Streptophyta; Magnoliopsida; Lamiales; Lamiaceae
Product: phosphoinositide phospholipase C 2-like
Exons: 8
Coding region: 90-1832 (580 amino acids)
Biological process (GO): lipid metabolic process; phosphatidylinositol-mediated signaling
Molecular function (GO): phosphatidylinositol-4,5-bisphosphate phospholipase C activity
Source: RefSeq, a predicted model, not a curated record